This is a messenger RNA of Carassius auratus (goldfish), 2996 nucleotides long. Its product is annotated as cyclin-G2-like. The record is from RefSeq and is a predicted model, not a curated record. The transcript has 8 exons. Lineage: Eukaryota; Metazoa; Chordata; Actinopteri; Cypriniformes; Cyprinidae. Bases 1250 to 2242 code for a protein of 330 amino acids.
AUAAUAUUUUUUUGUAGAAAGUUUACUGUGCUUGUACAGUAACAACUUUAGACAGUUUAUAGUGUAAUGGAUUUAACCAUUUGUAUUCCCAUUGUAUACAAUGUAUCUAUACAUUAAAUCUAACUUGCAUAUGAAUGUGCUCUUGGGGCAAGCCAUAAUGAAAUAGUAGUAUAAUGGAAUUAAUAACUUGGCCAAAUUUCCAUACGAAUAUCUCAUAUCCCAUAGAAAUAUUUAUCCAUAUUUUCUGUCCCGGUUCAGUUUUCCCAAAAUGCCUUAUUUAAUACGCUGUCCUCUACAUAAGACAUUUAUACCCAAUUAUACCCAACAUUGAAAAAGUAAUUUCAAUUUGAAACCCCAUAAUAUUUUUGAGAUGUUUAUGACAAAAAAACUGAAAUAGGAAGAUUUAAAUGAUAAUUAGAAAAUACUAUUGUAUUUCCCUAAGAGGGCUAGAUUUGAUCUUUCUCUCAAUAUAAUUCAUAUUUAAAACUUAACUUUAAAACCCUGGGACAUAUAAGUUGUCAGAAACUUCACAAAAAUAUAAUGACCUCUACAGAGGACAAACGUCUAUUUAGGAUCCCAGGAGGAUAUUAAACUACAAUGUUAAAACCACAAACGAAACGUUUAUUGAAUAUAGAGUAUAAAAAUAAAGGUUUAACAGGAGAACAUAGAAACUUAUCACAAAAUCUACAUCUGAGAAAGGAAUGCAUUUGCUCUACAUUUUCUAACCCAUGGGCAACACGGUCUGUCACAACAACACCCAGCAACAACCAAUCAAAGAGAAGGGCGGGCUGUCGAUUCGCUAGCCAAUCGUCGGCGUCUACAUGAAAACCAGCAGCCAAUGAGAACCCAGAAUUUUGGGCGGACUAUUUGAACGCUACAUCUUCGAGCGAUCCGGUUGGUCCGUUAGACUGUCAAUAUUUAAAUACACAGAUCGCUUUAAAACUACGCUUGUAUGUUUUAAAAACAUUAUACAUUUGAAACCGUUAUGGCAUAACGUUAACACAAUAUAAAACACACUCAACUACACACUGAAAUGGUAAGAGUAGCCUUUCUAAAACGAACAAAACCAUCUAAACAGAGCGAUUUACGUUUCCUACGUGACAGGCCCUGGGGGCGGAGCCACACUCAACAUCAACAAAAGGAAAAGGGAAGCAGCGAAAACAGACGAAAGAUUCUCGGAUACACGAACCCAAUAUGUCCUUUUAACAUACCUGGUGUUUUGACAACUUGAAACACACAAAGUGAAAAUAUGGAGGCCAUCAAACUGAUGAAGGAGCUGAAGAGCAAUUUGGACCAGGAGGUUCAUUAUCUGCCAAAGGAAACUGGUCUCAGUUUGAUCGAAUCCACACAAGAGAAUGGUACUGGAGUUUCAGCCAAAUGUCGAGAUGCUCGAGUGGAAGAUCUCUGGAGCUUGACCAGUUUCUUCGGUUACAGCACUCAGACCUUUGUACUAGCCAUUAACCUGCUGGACAGGUUUAUAGCUAUGAUGAAGGUUCAGCCCAGAUAUUUGGCAUGCAUCAGCAUCGGUUGCCUUCACAUCGCCGCCCGAGUGACCGAAGAAGAGUGCAAGGUUUCAUCCAGCCAUGAACUCAUUCGCAUCAGCCAGUGCAAGUUCACAGUCUCAGACCUCAAUCGAAUGGAGAAGAUCAUUUCGGAGAAACUCAACUUCCAAUUGAAAGCUGUCACAGCCUUAACCUUCCUGCAUUUGUACCACGCCAUUGCACUUUCGCACACGUCCAACAGAAAAGACGUCCUGAAUCUUGACAAACUGGAAGCCCAGCUGAAAGCCUGCCUAUGCAGAAUUGUUUUCUCCAAAGCAAAACCUUCCGUGCUUGCUUUGUCGCUGUUGAUGCUUGAGAUUGAGGCCUUACAGUCUGUGGAACUGCUAGAAAUCGCCCAGCGCAUACAAACACACCUGAAGAUCUCGAAGGCUGACCUGGCGCACUGGCGAGGUCUGGUAGGCCAGUGCAUGAGGGAAUACUCCUCUCCAGAAUGUGCCAAACCUGACCACAAGAAACUGGUGUGGAUCGUCUCACGGAGGACGGCCCAGAACCUGCACAGCAGCUACCGCAGCGUCCCCGAGCUGCCCACCAUCCCAGAGGACGCGUGGGACGAGAGCGAGAGUGAGGAUUCAAGUGAAGACCUGAGCUCUGGGGAAGAGAGUCUGAGCAGCUCGCUGGGCAGCGAUGCCGAGGGACACUACUUCCCCUCCAACUUCCGCUCCCGUGCCCGCAGACAGUAAUACGCUCUAAACCACUCGUCAAGGAGCACAACCGCCAACGGAGAUGUGUCCUCCUCCUCCACCAGCCAAUGAUCUGAACGGCUUCCUUGUCAUCUUCCAAGAUGAUGCAGAUCACAGACCUCUUCUGGCUGGAAACCUAAUAGUUAUACAGCAAGGUGCCAUUGUGCCUGGGUUCAAUGAAACCACUGAGUCCAAAAUAUCAGAAUUGUAUUUUAAAAACUCUUCUUUUAUGGCUUUACAGAAAGCCAGUCCAGAUACUGUAAACAUUUCUCAUGAUUACUUGUGUUAAGCUCAAAGUAAAAUAAUUCAGCCUGCACAACACUGGCAGCUAAAAAACUAAAAAAAAAAAAUAAAUAAGUAGCAUAGAUAGCGUUUGUAGAAGUUGGUGCAUGUUUGGAUUUGUCAACAUUCCAGGUUUGCUCAAUAUGACAUAUCCAAGGUACACUAGACUGUUAUAGACAACUUGAGACUUGUACUUUGGUGCUUUGCACAGUUUUGUAAUACGAUUGUAAGUGCGUGACAGUGAGAAAGCUGCGUGUCAGCAGGUCAUAUAGUUAGAGAUUUAAUGUGGUGCGCAUUGUUUAUUUUUCGUGUGUGUAUGUGAGUGUGAUGAUGUUAACCUACUUGCCAAUUAAGUAUAAGUUUCACUUUAGCCGAUGUAUGAAGACAAAUACUGUAUGCUGAAAAUGUGCAAACAACAAAAAAAGCCUAAAAACCUUAAAAUGUAAAAAUGUCAAUAUAAAAAAAAUGUAAA